AUGGCUUCGUUUCGGUAUUUGGUCCUCGUGGCACUGUUGGGCUUCGCAACUGUGUCGAAUGCAGCGAGAGCAGUACGACCGACAAACAUGCAGGGCAUGAUCGCCGAAGAGAGUGCCAAAUGUGAGAGUGGCGAAGAUUCGAUGGCCUGCAUUAAGGUGCGCGCCAUGCGCUUCCUCGAUACAGUGAUCAAUAACGAUAACUACAAAUUCGGCGAUGUGGAGGUCCGCUCAAAUGGCUAUCAGCCGACAGCCGCUGAUGCCAACAAUGCACGCGCCAACGAUGAAGAACACGACUUAGUCGAUAUUGUCGGCGAUUAUCUGCAGGGACACGAUGUUACCAUGGACUUGCCUCUGGGUGAUGCCAAAGUCACCGUCUCUUCGCGCAAUUUGGCCAACGAUGAGUUGAGCCUUAAUGUGAAAUUGGCCGGUGAUGGUGUGGUUGAGGGCAAGGGUAAGAAGGGCAACUUCUUCAAGAAGGGCAAGAAACAUCGUUUGCGUAAAUUGAUUACGCCAUUGAUGGUGUUGAUUUUGCUCAAAUCCAUGACUGUCAUUCCAAUGGCCAUUGGUAUACUGAAAAUAAAGGCUUUCAAUGCGUUGGCGUUGGGCUUCUUCUCAUUCAUUGUGUCGGUUGGUUUGGCCAUUUUCCAAUUGUGCAAGAAGAUCGCCGCUGAACACCAUUCUGCGCACAUCACCGCCCAUGGCCCUUGGGAUGGUCGAUCUGUGGGUCUGCCUGCUGCUGUUGUCGAAUCUGCAGUCCAACAAAACGUGGAAGCACAAAAUUUGGCUUACAAAGCUUAUGCAUAA
Rhagoletis pomonella (apple maggot) is the source of this 804-nucleotide messenger RNA. RefSeq lists its product as uncharacterized. The transcript is spliced from 4 exons. Lineage: Eukaryota; Metazoa; Arthropoda; Insecta; Diptera; Tephritidae. The record is from RefSeq and is a predicted model, not a curated record. Bases 1 to 804 code for a protein of 267 amino acids.